GCACUUUCUUAAUGGAAUUUAUUCGAUGGUUAAACAUACUUUUCUUCUUUGGGAUAGCAUGUCUGGUUGUGCAUUUACCUCUCUGAGGAUUCAAUAUCGAUUUCUGGUUUAUGAGGCGAAUCAAAGGGAGCACUACGGCCAGGAAAUCCCAAUGAAGGGCUGGACGAGCCGUGUCGGCUAGCAUAGCUAGCGAGCUAGUUUACUGUCGAAAGCAAGCUAAUAAUACAAGUUUAUUAGGUUUAACACCACUUUUCAAAGUUUUUAUGAUAGAUGCUCAAAAUGAUCGUGUAAUGUCUCAUAGUCUUUAAUAGUUUGGCCCUACUUUAUCUGUCUUAACCCUGUACAACAUCGAAUUGUUGUCAGCGUGAACGAGUUGACCUAGCUUAGCUAACGUUAGCCUUUUUGCUAACGUCAUUUGCGACCAUAAGGGGACUACAUCCAGCACCGUACCAUAACAAAGGGAUAGCUUCUAAAAAAACGUAUCAGUGAAUUAUUGUGCAGAACUAAUCAAAGCAUCGGACCCUAUUGACGCAGCAAACACUAAACAGUCCCUGUACCAACGCUGCUAUUAUGUACAUAUUGGGGAGGGUUCCCUUGAUUAUUCAGUUGUAAACAUUGACAUGCAAUCUCCUAUAUUAUCAAACAGUUAGGAUCUGUUAUUCAUUGUAUAACAAAGUUCAUGGGUUCUGUCAUUAUCGUCAAGUGAUCGGAUCGUUUAUGAUUUAUAUGUGUAUUUUGGUAGCUCGAAACUCGUCUUGUUUCAUAAGUCGACUAUGAUGUUGGAAUGAAAAAAUAUGAUGCCUGUCACGAAAUUCCUUUUUAAGUGGUACAUCUCUAAACGAUAAUUUAGCCAAUCUAAAAUAAUUAUCUCCCUUAUUCGCCUUUGUGAGUUUGAUUGCACUGUGCAUUGCAUUGUACUGUGUCUUGGCUGUUUGUAUUGUAUUGCUAUUCACUCAUUUACUUUCACAAGAUUCUUUGUUCACUUAUCACAUGCAUGACAACCCUACUAUUUAGAGUCAAGACUGGUGUAACAGCACUGCCCUUACUGAAAGGUUUAGAUCUCUUCACAAGUUUGUUAUCCAUCUAACCUUUACCGUCAUGUCUUUCCCGUCUUAUUUCCUCUCCAUUAUUACAGGACUGUCUUUAUAUUUUGAAGAUGGCCACGAUGAUAUGGAUGACUUCCACACAGUUGGAUUUGAAAACUAUGGCUCAGAGUGUGAAGGAAUACGGAUCACAGCCUUCUUAGAUGCAGGGCAAGACAACCUCACUCCUUUAGGGAGGCUUGAGAAGUAUGCCUUCAGUGAGAACCUUUUCAACAGGGAGAUCGUGGCACGCGGGCUGCUAGAUGUGCUUCGAGAGUUCAGUGACAAUGAAAAUGACUUUAUCAGUGUCAUGGAGACAGUUGCCAGAAUGUCAGAAGAUGGAGAGCCAACAGUGCGGGCUGAGCUAAUGGAACAGAUCCCAAACAUCGCCAUGUUCUUGCAUGAGAGCCGACCCAACUUCCCAGCAGCUUUCUCCAGAUACCUGGUACCUAUCGUGGUCCUGUAUCUCACCGACCCAAAUAAUCAGGUGCGGAAGACUAGCCAGGCAGCCUUGCUUGUUUUGCUGGAGCAAGGCCUCAUCUCUAAGGCCGACAUGGAGACCAAAGUCUGCCCCGUUCUGCUAGAACUCACAGAGCCGAGCAGCGACGACGAUUACAAAUCAGAGGCCGUUGCUAUCAUGUGCAAACUGGUCACCAUGUUGAGCAAAGACACCGUAGAGCGCCUGCUUCUGAUGCGCUUCUGUGAGCUGUGCAGUGAUGCCAGGCUUUUCCAAGUCCGCAAGGUCUGUGCUGCCAAUUUCGGAGAGUUCUGUUCCAUUGUAGGCCAGGAGGCAACGGAAAAGCUGCUGAUGCCCAAGUUCUUUGACCUGUGCUCAGACAGCCUGUGGGGCAUCAGGAAAGCCUGCGCAGAGUGUUUCAUGGUCGUCUCAAACUGCACAUCCCCAGAGGUGCGACGGACAAAACUGUCGCCCCUCUUCAUCAACCUCAUAAGUGACCAGUCACGCUGGGUGCGCCAAGGAGCCUUCCAGUCUCUUGGCCGCUUCAUUUCCACCUUCGCUAACCCCUCUGGCACUGGCCUCCACUUCCGGGAGGAUGGCACCUUACUUGCGCUGCCCAGGUGUACUUUAGAAAGUGACUGCUCCAUCAACCCUCUGAAGUGCUCUGAAAUGGGGGGCUGCCCCACGCAAAGGACCAUCAGCCACACUCCUGCCAACCAGGACGGCCGCGCCACUCCUUCCCCUGAGCGCUCCCUGAUGGCUGACCUCGAGUAUGCACACGCUUUCGGCAACAACUCCACGACCGCUGCCUCGGAGCCGCGAGGAAACCCCACAUCCGGUGGCCCUUAUAGCAACACAAACAACAACAAUGACCCCACGGCUACGGAGAACGACAAGAACCAAAAGGACAUGGAGCAGGCCGACGAGAACUUCAACUCUUUUAACUACUGGAGGCCUCCGUUACCCGACAUCAGCGGGGAGCUGGAGAUGCUCACUAGCCCAACCACAGGGGAGGAAGUGGAAGGAGAGGAAGAGGAUGAGGAGGAAUGUCCUGUGUCAACAUACAGCCCAGCUAAAGCCACCAGCGACCAGAUCCAGAAAGUCCUGGACUGCUUGCAGCCCCAUAUGGAUGACCCCGAUGUACAGGCCCAAGUCCAGGUGUUGUCGGCAGCCCUUAAGGUGGCCCAGCUGGACAGCCCGACGGAUGGCUGCCCCACCGAAGACCAGCCAUCGAGCCCAACGGAAGGCCACGCCGACAGCGAUAGCCCCCCACCAGAGACCAAAGCGGCUGAGGUCCAAGUGGAGAGCGAGCAGAAUCCCACAGAAGAGGAGCAAAUGGUGGAGCCUCCCCCGGUCCCGGAGUCCUGCCCCGUCCAGGAACAGGGCGAGAUGGAGACCCAGACUGAGCCCCAGGAGGGCCAAGAAGACUCUCCCCCAGGUUCCCCUGUCUUGGUGCGGGACGACUCGGACCACAGCAGCGUGGAAUCUGAACUGAUUGAAAGCGUGGAGGAGGAGAAGGAGGACUCUGCCCCUAGUCCAGUGCCAGAGGAGAAGCCUAAGCUCCAGAACGUCAUACCCCAGCAGCUCUUGGACCAGUACCUGUCCAUGACGGACCCAGACAGGGCCCAGACGGUGGACACGGAGAUAGCCAAACACUGUGCCUUCAGUCUGCCUGGGGUGGCCCUCACGCUUGGCCGCCAGAACUGGCACUGCCUCAAGGACACAUACGAGACGCUGGCCACUGAUGUUCAGUGGAAGGUGCGUCGAACGCUGGCCUUCUCCAUCCAUGAGCUGGCGGUGAUCCUGGGCGACCAGCUGACGGCCGCCGACCUGGUGCCCAUCUUCAACGGCUUCCUCAAGGACCUGGACGAGGUCCGCAUCGGCGUCCUCAAACACCUGUUCGACUUCCUCAAGCUGCUGCAUGCAGAGAAGAGGAGAGAGUAUCUUUACCAGCUGCAGGAGUUCAUGGUGACCGACAACAGUCGCAACUGGAGGUUCAGAUACGAGCUGGCCGAGCAGUUGAUCCUGAUCAUAGAGUUGUACAGCCACUACGACGUGUAUGACUACCUCAGACAGAUUGCUCUCACACUCUGCUCAGACAAGGUUUCCCAAGUCCGGUGGAUCUCCUACAAACUGGUGGUGGAGAUCCUCCAGAAGCUGUAUGCAAGUGGAGCUAAUGACCUAGGCCUGAACUUUAUCAACGAGCUCAUAGUCCGAUUCUGCCAUUGUAACAAGUGGGUGGGACGGCAAGCCUUUGCAUUCAUCUGCCAGGCUGUAGUAGAGGAGGACUGCAUGCCCAUGGAUCAGUUCGCCCAGCAUCUCCUGCCCAGUCUGUUGAGCCUCUCUUCGGACUCGGUGGCCAACGUGCGCGUCCUCGUAGCCAAGGCCCUGCGACAGAGCGUCAUGGAGAAAGCCUACUUCAAGGAGCCCGGCUGCCCCUUCUCGGACGAGCUGGAGGAGACGGUGAUGGCGCUGCAGACGGACAAGGACCGCGACGUGCGUUUCUUUGCCACUCUGGAUCCAAACAAGGCCCUGAUGGACACGGCCCCUUUAAUCUAGCCGCCAUCUCUGCCCCCCCUCCCUCACUCCCCUUUAACCCCCUCCGCCUGCCUGUCUGUCUACCUGUCUGUCUGACUGAGGCACAGUCAGCGUCUAACUGCCGUCACCAGCACCUGACCACCAGACCCCACCACCUGCAGA
Messenger RNA from Gadus chalcogrammus (walleye pollock), 4239 nucleotides. RefSeq names its product protein phosphatase 4, regulatory subunit 1-like (gene ppp4r1l). Bases 1099 to 4098 code for a protein of 999 amino acids. Gene Ontology annotation, biological process: protein dephosphorylation. The transcript has 19 exons. The record is from RefSeq and is a predicted model, not a curated record. Gene Ontology annotation, molecular function: protein phosphatase regulator activity. NCBI's taxonomy places the organism in Eukaryota, Metazoa, Chordata, Actinopteri, Gadiformes, Gadidae.